AUGUUGGAGGAGCCGAGUGUCGCCCCCGCCGCAUCCCUUGGGGGGGGAGACCCCAACGCCAGCAAGCCCCCCUCCCUUAUCUGCCCGCUGUGCCGGAGGGCCUUCGCCGGGAAGAACCGCCGCCAGCACCUCGAGCACCACAUCUACACCCACACGGGCGAGAAGCCCUUCGCCUGCCUGUACUGCCCCUACCGCUCCAGCCGGAAGGACACGCUGCUCAGCCACCUCAGGAAGUGGCACCCGCACCACCAGAAGGACAGGCCUCUUCCCCGGCAGGUGAGGGCGGCGGCGGAGGGCGUGCCACUGGAGGGGAGUGUUGCCGGGGCAGGCGACCACCCAGUCGGGGGCGCCAACCAGUACCACCCGUGCUCAGUUUGCGGUAGACUCUUCAACCGAGCGUAUAACCUGAAGAAGCACCUGCUCACUCACACGGGAGAGAAGCCCUUUACGUGCAUGUUCUGCCCCUACCGCGCCGCGCUCAAGGGCAACGUCACCAAGCACAUGCAGGCGCGCCACCUGGACCGCCUCGCGCCGCCUCCGCACGCGGCCCUAUGAGGCGAGGCGCCGCCCGGGGUCGCACCGCC
Messenger RNA from Penaeus vannamei (Pacific white shrimp), 584 nucleotides. Lineage: Eukaryota; Metazoa; Arthropoda; Malacostraca; Decapoda; Penaeidae. The record is from RefSeq and is a predicted model, not a curated record.